Nicotiana attenuata is the source of this 1224-nucleotide messenger RNA. RefSeq lists its product as uncharacterized. The transcript has 5 exons. Lineage: Eukaryota; Viridiplantae; Streptophyta; Magnoliopsida; Solanales; Solanaceae. The record is from RefSeq and is a predicted model, not a curated record. The coding region runs from base 63 to 1109 and encodes 348 amino acids.
UUUAAGGGUUCGUUUAGUUGUUUGGAUAAGAAGAGAACUUUCAACUAAGACAUUCUCCGGCAAUGUUGCCGGCAACUGUGUUGUGCACCAAAGCUGACUUGGCAUUUGGCCAUCAAUUAUUCAGCCAUGGCAGACGAACUGACUUGGUAUCUGGCCACAAUUCGAAAAUGUCCAAGACUAGUGCACACUUCGGGUUGAAGCCCAAAGUGAAAAGGCUUCAACUCGGAAGGCUUUGUCUUUGCAAUAAAGCUCGCCGGGAAACCCUUUUUACCACCGGAGCUGGUGGCGGUGGCGGUGGCGGUGGCGGUGGAGGAAUGGAUUCAAUUUUAGAAAGGGAUGAGAAAAUAAGGAAAUUAACACAGAGUAUAUUGUGGACUGCGGAAGGAGUGUACGUGUUGUGGCUCUUCUUGCUUCCCUAUGCACCUGGAGAUCCAGUGUGGGCAAUCAGUUCAGAAACAGUCAAUGAUCUGAUUGGUCUCUCCCUCAAUUUCUUCUUCAUUCUUCCUCUUCUGAAUGCUGGGGGUGUCCACUUACUGGAGGCACCGGUGCUUCAUCCGAUGUCUGAAGGACUGUUUAAUUUUGUAAUUGGCUGGACUUUCAUGUUCGCUCCUUUACUAUUCAGUGAUCGCAAGAGAGACAGAUACAAGGGAUCAUUAGAUCUUUUAUGGGGCCUCCAAAUGUUCCUCACAAACACAUUUUUAAUUCCAUACAUGGCUAUUCGGCUAAAUAAGGUCAACUCAGAGUACCCUCCGAGGACAAACUCUCAACUUGGUUCGAUUAUGACUCGUGGUGCAUCUAUUGUUGGGCUGGUUGGUGGAGCCGCUUGUCUGCUAUCGACAUUUUGGGCCAUUUUGGGGAGAGGAGAUGGUGAUUUUGGGAGUAUAUCUGAUAGAUGGGAGUUCUUGCUCAGCUAUCUAUCGUCUGAAAGACUUGCUUAUGCCUUCAUAUGGGAUAUUUGUCUCUACAGUAUAUUCCAACCUUGGUUGAUAGGAGACAACUUGCAAAACAUCCAGGAAAAUAAGGUUGGCUUAGUGAGAUAUCUCAGUUAUGUUCCAGUUGUUGGCUUAGUUGCUUACUGCCUUUGUUUGGAUACCGAAGAGGAAUACUAGAUAGAAGAAAAUAUAUUUUGAUGACAAUCCAUGUAUUUAAUACCUACAUAAUUUUCAUAUUCAUAUGUUCUAUUUAUGGUUCCAUGCAAAAGAAAAGAUAUUUUCUUCCACGUAA